Molecule: messenger RNA, 873 nt
Organism: Verticillium alfalfae VaMs.102
Lineage: Eukaryota; Fungi; Ascomycota; Sordariomycetes; Glomerellales; Plectosphaerellaceae
Product: branchpoint-bridging protein
Exons: 1
Coding region: 1-873 (290 amino acids)
Biological process (GO): regulation of mRNA splicing, via spliceosome
Cellular component (GO): nucleus
Molecular function (GO): mRNA binding
Source: RefSeq, a predicted model, not a curated record
AUGACCGCCGAGCAACUUGACGCUUACGUGACUCAUUUUCGAAUUCGAGAAAUUACGCACCAACUAACCCUGCCUGACGUCCUGGUAACAAGGACCGCCGAACCAGGCUGGCGCCGGGAGCACUCGCCCGCCCCAGAAUAUGACACAGCGGGCCGUCGCACGAAUACACGCCUCCAGCGGCGUCGUCGAGCCCUUGAAGCAGAACGGCACCGCUGCAUCGAGGAGGCCGUCGCCAGGACUCCGUCGUAUCAACUACCGCAUGACUAUCGUCGUCCAAAGGGCUUCGCUGACCGCAUAUACAUCCCGCAAGCCGACUUUCCUGCCGUCAACUUCAUCGGGCAGAUCCUUGGGCCCAGAGGGGCCACCCUCAAGGCCAUGCAAGAGCGUGCCGGAGUGACUCUGGCCAUUCGAGGCAAAGGGUCUGUCAAGGAAGGGAGGGGCAGGUCAAAGCCGAUAGGGGGCGCUUCUGACGUUUCCAGCCAGCCACUCCACGUUCUCGUCACCGCAAUCACACAGCGGAAAGUGGACGAAGGGAAGAGACUGAUCCAGGAGGUCAUUACUAAUGCAGUAUCUACACCCGAGUGGCUGAAUGAGCAUAAGAAGCAGCAACUGCGGGACCUGGCCAUGGCCAACGGCACCUUUCGAGAUGAUGAAGGCCGCGCCAAUGCGAGAGCACAAGACCAGGUCUCUCUCAAUCCCACCAGAAGCCUCAUGAGGGUCGAAAGCAGUCUUGAUGUUGAGUUCGAAGGCGAAUAUGCUAGGCUGAUGGAGGAUAUUCUUGGUUCUAGGGAAGGGUACACUGACACACAGGAGCGGAGCAUGGUAACUUUGCCACCCUGGAGGGUAGACCGACUUCGCGCAAAGACAACGUGA